CUUUGCGACGAUGGGUUCUCAGUUCAUCGUAUUUCUCCAACUGCGUGAUGCCAUUGCGAUAUCAUGUUUCUCAGUAGUCCUUCCAGUAUCUUUUUCCGUCCACACAUAUAAUCUUGGGUUUCGCGGUGGGCUAUCCCCUUGUAGCUUCAUUGUUUCUGUCCUCUUUAGACCAAUUGGCAUUUUCUUCCUUUCGCCUACUUUUCUUGUCUCAACAUAUAUAUCUCCGUGAACGUUUAUCCAAUCCGGCCGGUCACUCAGAUAGACCGUAAUGUGAGCAUCCUCUCCUCUCUGAAUCCCUCCUGUUCUAUGAGCUGUAAUUUGAUCGCGCUUGGUUUUCCAGUCGUGUACGAAAGCCCUAUUGGCCUCUUGUUAAAUUUGCAUGAGAAUGAGAACCAGGUAGGAAUAUACCUAAUCCAAAUAUGUGUGAAACCUAAAUCCUGGCAUAUUUUCCGCGCGAACUCGUUAA
Molecule: messenger RNA, 466 nt
Organism: Xylaria bambusicola
Lineage: Eukaryota; Fungi; Ascomycota; Sordariomycetes; Xylariales; Xylariaceae
Exons: 1
Coding region: 11-229 (72 amino acids)
Source: RefSeq, a predicted model, not a curated record